This is a messenger RNA of Penicillium canariense, 1416 nucleotides long. RefSeq names its product putative amino acid transporter. Gene Ontology annotation, molecular function: amino acid transmembrane transporter activity. The coding region runs from base 1 to 1416 and encodes 471 amino acids. Gene Ontology annotation, biological process: amino acid transmembrane transport. The record is from RefSeq and is a predicted model, not a curated record. Lineage: Eukaryota; Fungi; Ascomycota; Eurotiomycetes; Eurotiales; Aspergillaceae. Gene Ontology annotation, cellular component: vacuolar membrane. The transcript is spliced from 2 exons.
AUGGGGUUCGACGACAUCUCCAAUGGUCAUGAUUCCGGCAAGGUCAUCGAUUCCGAUGGCGAGAAGGUCUACGCCGCCCCGCCGCCAUUUGAGGGGGAUAUGGUGGGCGAGAUGAGCGAGGCCGAGCGCAACAUCUACGACCAUGGCAUCAAGAGAUUUAGUCGUCUGGGUUGGAAGCGACUCACCGUGGUGCUCAUCGUUGAGGCCAUUGCGCUAGGUAGUCUGUCCAUCCCUUCGACCUUCGCCGCGCUAGGCAUGGUGGCCGGCGUCAUUAGCUGUGUGGGUCUGGGUCUGGUAGCCAUCUAUACCAGUUACAUCGUCGGUCAGGUCAAGCUGGUGUUCCCCCAGGUGGCCAAUUAUGCGGAUGCGGGUCGCCUGAUGUGGGGUCGCUUUGGCUAUGAGCUCAUCAACCUGAUGCUCGCGCUACAGCUCAUCUUCCUUACGGGGUCCCACUGUCUGACGGGAACGAUUGCCUUCAUGAACAUCACCGAGAGUGGUAUCUGCUCGGUGGUCUUUGCGGUUGUGUCUGCGAUCAUUCUGCUCUUGCUGGCGAUACCGCCCAGUUUCACUGAGGUUGCGAUUCUCGGCUAUGUGGAUUUCGCAUCGAUUGUCAUUGCGAUUGGUAUCACCAUUAUCGGGACCGGUGUGGAUGCGACCAACGCGCCGGGUGGCCUCGCGGCCGUGAACUGGUCCGCGUGGCCGAAACCCGACCUCACCUUCACCGACGCGUUCAUUGCGGUCUCCAACAUUAUCUUCGCCUAUAGCUUCGCGAUGUGCCAGUUUUCCUUUAUGGAUGAAAUGCACACCCCGGGCGAUUUCGUCAAGUCGAUCUGGACCCUCGGUAUCACCGAAAUCAUUAUCUACACGGUGACAGGUGCGACCAUCUACGCGUUUGUGGGCCAGGAUGUGAAGAGCCCGGCGCUCCUCUCGGCGGGAAGCCUUCUGAGCCGAGUUGCAUUCGGCGUUGCCCUACCCGUGAUCUUUAUCAGUGGGUCGAUCAAUACCGUGGUCUUCGGACGUCUAGUUCACGGUCGGAUUUUUGCCAACUCGCCCAUUCGGUUCAUCAACACCCGGAUGGGCUGGAUCACCUGGUUGGCCGUCAUUACCGCGGCCACGAUCAUCGCCUUCAUCAUCGCGGAGGUGAUUCCCUUCUUUAACGAUUUGCUGUCGAUCUCCUCCGCCUUGUUCAUCUCGGGCUUUACCUUCUACUUCCCCGCGCUGAUGUGGUUCCUCCUUCUCCGCAAGGGCGGCUGGACCGAAGGCCGGAACCUGAUUCUGGCCAUCAUCAACGGCUUUAUCCUGAUUAUUGGCCUGGUGAUUCUGGUGGCCGGCACCUAUUCGAGUAUCGACGACAUUAUCAACAACUACAAGAGUGGCUCCGUGCGGGGUGUUUUCACCUGUGCGGCCCCGGAAUAG